Pteronotus mesoamericanus is the source of this 3005-nucleotide messenger RNA. RefSeq names its product zinc finger protein 18 (gene ZNF18). The transcript has 8 exons. Bases 519 to 2060 code for a protein of 513 amino acids. The record is from RefSeq and is a predicted model, not a curated record. Gene Ontology annotation, biological process: regulation of DNA-templated transcription. NCBI's taxonomy places the organism in Eukaryota, Metazoa, Chordata, Mammalia, Chiroptera, Mormoopidae.
GGCCCCUCCACUCACCAGCCACGUGCUUGGAUUGGGACCGAAGACCGGCCCAUGGCGCCUGUCUUCCCCUAAAGGCUGGACAUGAAUCUCAGGAAGAGGGAGCCUCAGUGGGCUGAUGUCCAGUCUCUCUCCUGGGUGCUAUCGGAGUUGGGGGCCGAAGGGCGGAGCAUCGGUGGGUAGCACUGCCGAUAGCUUUCUGGGCUUUAGUGGCCCUGGGAGCGCCCCCGAGCCAUCUGUGACAGCCCCCAAACUUGCCCCACAAAUUUCCAAACGUUGGCAGCUCUCCUCCCCAAAGCACAGGGUAACUGUGAGGAUUAAAAGUGACAUGACCUAAUGCGGAGCUGAUACAUUAUUCAAGACACUUGUUAAAACAAAGAAAACAUUACUCAAGACACUUGUUGAAGACGCGCACGAUCUCACUCCCUCUCUGUGCCGCUGCGAGAGGCUCUGUGCAGGCCUGGUUCUCCCCAGAGACAGCUUCACCAAAGAGCUCCCCCUGAAAGGACCUGCCCGGCCAGAUGAUGCCUGCUGAGCUGGGGCAGGCCCUGGUCCUGCUGCCGCCACUGCCGAAGGCCGAGGACUCCCCAUUUUCUGGACCGGAUGCUGCCCCGCGAGGGGAGCCCUCCAGCCCCGAGACGGCCCGCCAGCUCUUCAGGCAGUUUCGUUACCAGGUGAUGUCUGGGCCCCAGGAAACCCUGAGACAGCUUCGGAAGCUCUGUUUCCAGUGGCUGCAGCCAGAGGUGCACACCAAGGAGCAGAUCCUAGAGAUCCUCAUGUUGGAGCAGUUCCUGACCAUCCUACCCGGCGAGAUUCAGAUGUGGGUGCGGAAGCAGCACCCAGGCAGCGGGGAGGAGGCAGUGACCCUCGUGGAGAGCUUGAAGGGAGACCCCCAGAGGCUGUGGCAGUGGAUCAGCAUCCAUGUCCUAGGACAGGACAUCCUGUCUGCGAAGGUGGACUCCGUGAGCUGCCAAAUUGGGGAAGUGGAGCCUCAUCUGGAAGCGACGCCGCAGGAGCUGCGACCCCAGAGUUCACCCUCCCGGCCGGGGGCGCCGCUGAGCCCCGUCGUGAAAGAGGAGUCCGACGCGGGGCAGGACUUAGCAGCGGCUGCUCCCCUGAUCCCUGCCCAGCCCGAGGAAAGGCUCCUCAGAGACCAGCCCUUCGGAGCCUCCCUUCUCCAAACGGCGCCCCAGGAGCAGUGGCGGCACCUGGAUUCCACUCAGAAGGAGCAAUACUGGGAUCUGCUGCUGGAGACCUACGGGAAGAUGGUCUCGGGAGGAGAUAGACAGGAGAAUGACAAAGAGAACCUGAACUUGGAAAAUCAUAGGGACCAGGAACCUCCAGAUGCCUCCUGUCGUGCCUUGGAAGAGCCACCUUCGCAGGCUCCCUUGAGUGGCCGCUUCCCUGAGAAUGAGCUGAGAUGCUUUGGAGGAGAGGAUGUCCCUGAGGCUCAGGAAAUCCUUCAGGGUGAGGGGGUGGGGGGACAGCUCUCUCCUCAAGAAAGGACUUCUGGGAAACAGCUGGGUUGCCAUCUGCCCAGCCCUCCUCCGGGACAGCUGUCCAUGCUGGGGCCCGAGCCGAAGAGAGCGGCCUCCCCCAAAGGGCAGCCGAGGGCCCCCAUGGCCCAGAAGCUCCCCACCUGCAGGGAGUGUGGGAAGACCUUCUAUCGGAAUUCCCAGCUGGUUUUCCACCAAAGAACUCACACUGGAGAGACGUACUUUCAGUGCCCCACCUGCCAAAAGGCCUUCCUGCGGAGUUCGGACUUCGUGAAACAUCAGCGAAUUCACACAGGAGAGAAGCCCUGUAAGUGUGAUUACUGUGGGAAGGGCUUCAGCGACUUCUCGGGACUGCGCCACCAUGAGAAAAUACACACAGGAGAGAAGCCCUACAAAUGCCCCACCUGUGGAAAGAGUUUUAUUCAAAGAUCAAACUUUAAUAGGCAUCAGAGGGUUCACACAGGAGAGAAACCUUAUAAAUGUUCCUGCUGCGGGAAGAGCUUCAGCUGGAGUUCGAGCCUCGAUAAACAUCAAAGAUCACACUUAGGGAAGAAGCCCUUCCAGUAGCCAUGCCCUCUCUGCCAUCCUGUUCUCUUCAAAACACUCAGCUCUCCUAGAGCAGGGUCCCCAGCCCCCGCGCCACGGACUCCGGUCGAGGCCUGUCAGGAGCCGGGCGCCAGCAAACGCCUGAGCUCUGCCUCCUGCCUCUGUGCGCCCAGCGGCAGGAGGCGAGCAGUGCAGGAGAGAGCCACGCUGGCUCCCCUGACCCCCUUCUCCCACAAAACUGGUCCCCGGGGCCAAAAAGGCUGGGGCCCUCUUUUGCAUGGAUUAGAGAAGAGAGAACCUGAACGUGGCUUUGGACUCAGGAUAGAUAUAUUGACCUGUCAAUUGGAUUUCACACUGGUUUAAUUUCCUGUAAGAGAAAGAAUAGUCUUUGUCUUUCACCUUAUCUCUCUUUUGGGGAAAGAUGGGAGAAGACUGCCGCUUGGAGAUCCCCUUUCAGAAGUGCUGUCUGGGAAGAGUGGGCCUGGACUGGCUGCAGUCGCAGUUCGUCGGAAGACCCUCGGAUCCGCCCUUUCACGCUGGGGUUCCAGAGCAAGCCUUCUGUCAUGGAAGGGGAAACGGAGGGCCCGCAAGCCCAUGCGUGUUCUUUGUCAUGUCGCUGCGAAAUUAAUGUCCCCUGUUUUAAAUAAACUUAGUAGAGUCACUCCUGUCUUAUUUGUGUCUGAAGUGUCGGCUGAGUGUUGACUGGAACUCGAAGUGCAUUUUCUCACAGAAGACCCUAAAUGGCAGUUGAGCUCCUAGAUCAUCCCACACAAACCUGUCAAGUUUAUCAGCCAGCCUGGUGCUCAGGUGUGUUUGGCCAGUGCCGGGCAUUCUUGGUCUCAGGUUACAUGCCCCGAAGUGUCCUGCUCUCCCGUGUUGAGACUCCACCUUCCGUCUGUUUUGGCCCUCCCCUCGCCUGCUCUUUACUGUUCUUGGUGAGGGGCAGGAGGGUGAGGCUCAUGAGGA